This is a messenger RNA of Babesia microti strain RI, 2979 nucleotides long. Its product is annotated as phosphatidylinositol 4-kinase. NCBI's taxonomy places the organism in Eukaryota, Apicomplexa, Aconoidasida, Piroplasmida, Babesiidae. Bases 1 to 2979 code for a protein of 992 amino acids. The record is from RefSeq and is a predicted model, not a curated record. The transcript has 4 exons. Gene Ontology annotation, molecular function: 1-phosphatidylinositol 4-kinase activity. Gene Ontology annotation, biological process: phosphatidylinositol-mediated signaling; phosphatidylinositol phosphate biosynthetic process. Gene Ontology annotation, cellular component: membrane; cytoplasm.
AUGACAAGCGGAUUAGAUGAAAAUCAAUUUAAUAAUACAUCUAUUUAUCAAAAUUCACCAGAUAAAUCAUUAUCUGGUGAUAUAACCACCUACAAAAUUUGUAACAAUAACUCUAAUGAACAAGACCUAGGCGAUACUACACUAGACAAUGCAAAUGCUGACAAUGCCAUUACCAAUAACAAUGAGAAUCUAUCUAAAUUAAAUGAUAACCCAGAAAUAAUUUCCAAUGAAGUAAGUGCAAUUGCUAGAGAUCAUCCCAUUAUGCCCAAUGAUUCUAUUGGAGUAUCAGUAUAUACCACAGAUUUAAAUUUUAAAGAUGAAGUUGUUACCAUUAUCCCCAAAUUCGAUAACGUGAACAUUGAAUACGCAGAGCCUAUGACGAAUGAUUAUCAAUCUAAUAAUACUAUUGAAUCGCAAAAUGAUUCUCCACAGGAAAAUGUCAUCACAGAUGGUGUAUUACAAGUAAACACUCCUAAAAAGAGCGAACCCCUGGUAGAAUAUACAGGAAGUUUAUUGAGACUUUUUCAGUCCGAAUACUUUGAUUCGUUUUUUCAUAUGUACUACCUCUUUUCAAGGAAGGAACCCGGUAUUCAUGAAUAUCUUGUUAAUUUGUUGUAUUCCAAACGUACUGAAGAAGAGAUCCACUUUUACCUACCCCAACUGUGUCAAAUUGCAUUGACAAAAUACAAAACUUCAUCUUUAACCCGUUUUUUGCUUGACAAGGCUUCUUUAUGUAUGCAUUUCGCACUGCAAGUAUCAUGGCUUUUUAACGCCGUUUCUGAUGAUAGAAUUUCAGAGCUGGAAGCUGUAGCGCUUAUGCUUAGCCAAGAAACUGAAAUGGCUGUGGUAAAUUGCAAACCAACACUAUCAAUAUCCUCAAACACUAGGCCCUCUGAUAAUAUUAAAUCGCCAGAUUUAUUUGAAAGGCAUCUAUUGCUGACAAGGAUGUAUAACAACAGUGGCAUUAGUAAUAGGAGUAAAUCUCCUUCUUCUGCUAGGAUACCUGAGCCAUUUAAGAUGAAUACAUUGCCCAUAACUAUUCCUAAUUCAGUAGUUAAAAUACCCAGUGUAUAUUCUAAAUUGGGUAAUCCACUCAAUGUGUUAUCAUUUCAAUUAACGGAUUAUUCCGAUGAGAUAAUAGAAGAAUUGCAAAUAUUGUUGAUGAAACAAAGAAGAUGCGAAUAUUUUAACACUUUAGGACAUUUUGCUACUUUAUGUAUUGAAAUGUCGUCACAACUUUGUAAUGAAACUAAUCGAUCAUUGCGCUUACCACUUAUUACUCGAUUUUUCAUGGCUUUAAACGAGUGGAUGUUGUUAAGACGAUGCGCUGUUGCUGUCAGUGAAGGCAUGUUCUUUUACACUGGAUUGACAUUCCCAUUUAAAACACUUUCACCUAAACCUGGAAAUAUCUUACAGAUAUUGAGAAUUGUGGAGACUGAGGGUAAAGUUUUCUUUUCAAAAACUCGGGCCCCGUUCAUAAUGGUACUGGAAGUUGCAGAUUUGGAUGAGGAUGUUAAUUCGAUUAGUGAAUUUAUUAAAGCACCGAUUGGUACUGAUGUGCAUUUGUUAGAUAUUAUAACACCAAAGCGAAAUUUGACAAAUAUCACACAAUCCAACGAGCAUCUGAAUCGUCUAAAACAGGAACAUUUUUAUGUGUUAAAAGCCAUUUUGGAUGAUUUGUUUGAGCGUAAAUUACUGACAAGGAACUCAUUGGAACAGGUUGGUGGCGAUUAUAUUGAAGCUAUAAAGAAUGUACUACGCAUGAAUCAAUUGGACGAUGAACCACUUGAUACAACAUUAGAUAAGAUAGAAGCAAAUCUCAGGUCUGAUACAUCAGACGUCCCUUCCAACCUUACUAAUGUUUCCAUUAUAAACAAUGAAUCUUCUGAUUCAUUAUCUACCAAUAGCACAAGUACCAAUACAGCAACUAAUAAUAGUAGUACAAAAUCAGAGCAGCAAAAACCCAGAGCAUCAACAACACCAUUGGUAAAAUUCCCAAUCGAUCUUCCUCUGGACACUAGAAGAUCCUCCUCAAAGCCCUCCUCCCCUAGCAGCGAAACAAUAUCAGAAUCACUGACGCAUGAGGAGAUGAGUGGUUUAUCUACUCAACAACUCAGGAAUUAUUUUUGGGGUGAAACACUUGAAGAAAAGAAGAAGAAGUUUAGGGAACAAUCUCCUUAUGGUAAAUUGAAAACAUGGGAUAUGCGUUUCAUCAUUGUUAAGGCUAAAGAUAAUUUGAGACAGGAAAGAUUAACGUUGCAGAUCAUUGAGCAAUUCAAGACUAUUUUUGAUAAGGCAAAAUUACCCUUAUGGCUAAGGCCAUAUGAAAUACUUAUAACUGGUUCCCAGUCUGGCAUGAUCGAGUUCCUUGUUGGAACAUGUUCUGUGGACUUUCUUAAGCGUAAAUUCAAGACAGAUUCAAUUGCCAAAGUCUUUGAUGUGGCCUUUAAGGAUUGCAAGUUCGAAGCAAAGAAAAAUUUUAUCGAAAGUCACGCUGCUUAUUCAUUGGUUAGUUACUUUUUGCAGAUUAAGGAUCGCCAUAAUGGGAAUAUGUUAAUAGACACCAAUGGGCACGUAAUACAUAUUGACUUUGGAUUUAUGCUGUCGAACUCACCGGGUAAUAUCAAUUUUGAGAAUGCUCCAUUUAAACUGACUCAAGAAUAUUUGGACAUCAUGGAUGGAGAAUACUCGGAUAACUUUGAGUACUUUAGGACGCUUAUUAUUCGUGGAUUCCUAGAGGCUAGGAAGCAUGUAGAUCGCAUUGUAUUGAUGAUUGAGAUGAUGACUAACGCUUGCAAACUGCCUUGUAUGUCUGGUGGAUUAUCGUAUAUUAUUGAAGGUUUACGCAAUAGAUUUAUGGUCAAUAUCCCAGAAGACGCUUGUAUUGAGAAGAUUGUCGAGAUGAUAGACAUGUCUAUCAAUAACUUCAGGACAAUUCAAUACGAUAAUUACCAGCGUAUAACUAAUGGUAUACGUUGA